Messenger RNA from Anthostomella pinea, 1293 nucleotides. The record is from the annotation of a GenBank genome assembly. NCBI's taxonomy places the organism in Eukaryota, Fungi, Ascomycota, Sordariomycetes, Xylariales, Xylariaceae.
AUGAAGAAGUUCGGCUUCUCCAGCAGCAAGAAGUCGAAAGGCUCGCCGGCGCCUGAGAACCCCUACGCCCAGGCCCAACCGAACGAUCCAUACACGGCCGAAGACACCCAGAAAUAUGCCAACGUCGCACCUAGCUACCGAGAGGCGCGAAGUGGUUUGCCCCCUCCUGGCGCCGGAGGUCUCCCGAGCGGUCCACGGGGUGCCUACGGUGCCGCUCUCAAUCGCCACGACAGCAGCGGCGCAUCGGCAUCGGCUCCACCUCCCUACCAGCCUCAACCCGCUGCUCAACCCGCUGCUGGUUACAAUAGUAAUAAAUAUGGUACAUCCUCGGGCUACGGGUCUAGCAAGUAUGGUAGCUCAAGUGCCGGCGAGUCGGCAUCGGGCGCUCGUUCCGGUGGAUAUGGCGGCUUAGGUCCGACAGCCGACGACGAUGCUGCGAAUCGCGAAGCGCUUCUCGCUGGUGCCCGUCAACGAGACGAGGCGCCACAGGCCAGCAGCGGCUCUGGGGACUAUGGGCAGUCGGGUGGCGAUUCUGCCAGCAAGUAUGGUGGCUAUGGCGAACAACGCGACCUCACAGAAGAGGAGAAAGACACAGAGGCAUAUAGAGAUGCAAAGGCCCAGAUUCACGAGACGACAAAAGCGAGUUUGGCUACCAACCAGAACUCCAUGAGAUAUAUGAAUCAAGCCAUUGAUACUGGGUUGCAAACAUAUGCGCGCCUCGGUGCGCAAAACGAGAGACUCCAUCACACGGAUCAGUUACUGGAUACCGCGACCGAGUCUCACCGGCAUGCCGAGGCACAGACCAAGAAGCUCAAGAGCUUAAACAGGAGCAUGUUUGCUGUACAUGUUAACAAUCCCUUCACGGCCAAGCGACGGACUGCCGAAGAGGAGGCUCGUGUCAUGACACAAAGUCAACUAGACCGACAACAACGAGAAGCUACGCGGAGGGACAAGUUUGGCCAAAACGCGCGCAUGGAACAAACCUUUGCAAGCUUUGACAAAGAUCAGGGAUCUUCAUCCUUCACAAGAGCGAACCGUGGAGAUCGCUCCAAGUACACUCUCGAAGAUGACUCUGAUGAAGAGGGCGCGAAGGAACUUGAUGAACAGAACGAGCAGAUCGAGCGCGAUCUGGAACAGAUGUCCGUCGGUGUUGGCAAACUCAAGCGAAUCGGUCAAGCCAUGGGCGAGGAGCUAGACCACAGCAACAAGCUCAUUGACAGAAUCGGUGAAAAGACUGAUCCACUUGACGACCAGAUCAGAGUGACGAACGCGAGAAUGAACCGCAUUCGAUAA